GACAUCAGUCCGCUGCUAUGCCCUCCCCAAUACGGAAGCAGUGGGAUCCCAGCUAUCCGAAAGCCGGUGGAUCGGACCAUGGGGGAACCCUGGGCAGCUCGGGGCACAGAAGGAGCCCCCGCGCGGAUGCCAGUGGUGUUCACCGCGCUGUGGGCCGCCGUCGUGGUCCUGGAGCUGACUUACGUGAUGGUACUGGGGCCUGGGCCGCCCCCUCUGGAACCACUCGCCCGGGCCUUGCAACUGGCGCUGGCUGCUUAUCAGCUGCUCAAUCUGCUGGGCAACAUGGGGCUCUUCCUGCGUUCGGAUCCCAGCAUUCGAGGAGUGAUGCUGGCUGGCCGCGGCCUGGGCCAGGGCUGGGCGCAAAGUGUCUCUGGCUCAGUUCGCCCUAGCUUUUGUGGUGGACACGUGUGUGGCCGGUGCGCUGCUGUGCGGUGCUGGGCUGCUUUUCCAUGGGAUGCUGCUGCUUCGGGGCCAGACCACGUGGGAGUGGGCUCGGGGUCAACACUCCUACGACCUGGGCAUGAGCCACAACCUGCAGGCAGCCCUGGGGCCUCGCUGGGCCCUAGUCUGGUUCUGGCCUUUUCUAGCCUCUCCUUUGCCUGGAGAUGGGAUCACUUUCCAGACUCCAACUGAUGUGGGUCUCGUGACUUCCUGAGUCCAGGUAGAACCAGAACUGAACAGGGCAGAAGGGAGCAGAGGAGCGAACUGAGAACAUUUUAGCUUCCUGCUAGCCACAGGAGGGCGGCCAGAUUGCCCCUUUCUGUGUGUAGUGGGCAGCUCCAGCUCCUUUGAACCUGCCCAGUGUGGGCUCUCCCAUCGCUACAGUUGGCCCUUUCGGCAAGAGGUCUCCUUGGGCUGACUGGCUGCCUCUCUACAGCGUAGUAGGGUGCCCACCUGGCUCAUGGCCUCCCCCAUCUUUGCUAGGUUCCUGUCCCUCAAUUUGUUUUUGGUUGCUGUUGUCCAGUUCCCAUGGCAGACCUGGAGACUACAGACUGAGAUCCCACUGGGCCAGGGCUCUGCCUCCUCUGGCCCUGGUAGGGUGUGGUGGGAUCCAGGCAAGGAGAAUCCACACCUGCUCUGGAGAAUAGCACUCCACAGAAACAUGUCUGCAGCAGGGUUCGAGGAAGCUCUUGUAGCUCACCUGUAUGUGGGGCCACAGUUAGGAUCUUUGUUCUGUAAGAAACAGAAAAGCCCUGCUAGACCACGUGACGAGAUUGUGGAGUAGAAAUGUAGACCUUACUGGCCUCAUACUCAAGGAAAUCCACCGGCUUCUCCUUUCUAAGUGCUGGGAUUAAAGACAUUCGCUACCAUGCCUGGCCUAAGAGGUUAGAUUUGAACCCAGGUCUUUGAAUCUGCUUUACUUUUGCACAGUUGAAGUGAGAAAGGGAACAUCAGGGCCAAAGUAACUAGCUUCCAAGCGUUCCAGAGUUCGUGAAGGGUGAUUUUUUUUUUUUUUUUUUGGUUUUUUUUUUGGAGCUGGGGAUCGAACCCAGGGCCUUGCGCUUCCUAGGCAAGCGCUCUACCAGUGAAGGGUGAUUUUAAUCUCUCUCUCUCUCUCUCUCUCUCUCUCUCUCUCUCUCUCUCUCUCUCUCUCUCUGUGUGUGUGUGUGUGUGUGUGUGUGUGAGUGUGUGUGCGCGCGCACGAGUGUGUGUAUGUGCGUGCAUGCACGGGCAUGUAUAUCUGGGUGCCCAUGGAGGCAAGAGGAGGGCAUAUUGUUUCUGAGAUGUGUCCAAAUUACUGCAUGUAGUGGUAUGGUACUCUUUUUUCUUUCCACACGAAGAUCUGAAUAUACCAUAAGCAAACAUUUUCUAUUUUCUUCCACUGGUCGUUUUUCUACCCUACCCCCACCCCAGGCACACUCCCCUCACUAGAGUCACCCCACCCCCACCCCAGGCACACUCCCUCACUGGAGUCACCCCUAGAAGCCCUUGCUCUCCCAUACCAAUCUGGGAACCCACUCUUCAGAUUUCACCAAUGAAAGCCCACCCUGAAAGAAGUGGAACCCAGUGGACUGUAUGUUAGCUUGGAGAAAACAGAGUCUGUGAGAUCCAGCUUUUCAGGUCGUGAACGUGGGUCUGUCUCCUCAGUGGGUAUUUUUAUUUUUUGAGACAGGGUUUCACUUUGUAGCUUUGUAGCUGUGGUUAGCGUAGAAAUUACUCUUCAGACCAGGCAGGCCUCAGACUCAGAGAUCCACCUGUCUCCUAAGCACUGGGAGGAAACGUGUGCACCACCACACCAGCUUUAAAUAUUUCAAUAAAGUUUGUUUUUCUGACACAGA
This is a messenger RNA of Rattus norvegicus (Norway rat), 2279 nucleotides long. It is a transcript of the gene Zdhhc24, whose product is annotated as zDHHC palmitoyltransferase 24. The record is from RefSeq and is a predicted model, not a curated record. Gene Ontology annotation, cellular component: membrane. Lineage: Eukaryota; Metazoa; Chordata; Mammalia; Rodentia; Muridae. Gene Ontology annotation, molecular function: palmitoyltransferase activity; protein-cysteine S-palmitoyltransferase activity.